AUGAAUAAAUUUAUUUUGUUGCUAGCAGUAUUAGGUUUAGCCUUUUGCUCUUAAAAUCCCUUGUUCUUGAAUGAAACUUACACCACUGGUCUUGUAAAUAUUGGUAAAGCUAGUGAUAUUUUCUACUGGCAUUUUGUUUCAAGAAGUGAUGCUCAAAAAGAUCCAUUAGUAUUUUGGUUGACAGGUGGACCUGGUUGCUCUUCAGAACUCGCUUUAUUUACUGAAAAUGGCCCCUUUUCUGUUAAUGAUGACCUAUCUCUGAAAUAUAAUCCUUACUCUUGGAAUAAUAACGCAAACCUUGUCUUUGUUGAUUAGCCUGUAGGUACUGGCUUUUCAAAAGCUGGCAUGGGUGAGCUUGUUAAGAAUGAAGAAGAAGUUGGAGAAGAUUUCUACUAAUUUGUUUUAGGUUUCUUAGAAUAGAAUCCUCAAUACAAGGGAAGACCUCUCUUUGUUACUGGUGAAUCUUAUGCAGGUCACUACAUUCCUGCUAUUGGUGCUGAACUUGUUAGACAAGCAAAUAAAGAUAUUAAUUUGUAAGGUCUUGCAAUUGGUAAUGGAUGGGUUACCCCUGAAGUUUAAUAACCAGCUUAUGGUGAAUAUGCCCACAAAAACAAGUUAAUUAAUGAUUUGUAAUAUUAUGCUAUUGUAAAACCUGCCUAUAGUGUUUGUGAAAGCUUAAUUGCUAUUAAAGCUCCUUUGUUUUUAAUUGAAUUAUCAUGCGAUAUUGGUUACAAAACUAUUGUUGGUCUUGGUAAACCUAAAUUCAACGUUUAUGAUAUCAGAAAGCCUUGCAUUGGUGCUUUGUGUUAUAAUAUGACAAAUGUUGACAAUUUCCUUGCAAGAGAAGACGUAAAGACAGCUUUGGGUGUUUCUGGAAGAGAAUGGUAGGAGUGCUCAUAUGCUGUUCAUUAAGAACUUUAGCAUGAUGAAAAUGUUAAUCUUGCUAACGAUGUUGCUUUUGUCCUACAAAAUAAUGUCAAGGUUUUGGUCUACAGUGGAGAUCAAGAUUUCGCUUGCAAUUACAUUGGUGGUCUUGCUUGGACUAAUAAAAUGAAAUGGUCAGGUCAAGCUGAUUUCUAGAAAGCUCAAUUCAGUGAUUACAUUGUUGAAGGAAAAAGUGCAGGUGAAAUUAAAGGAACAGGCAAUUUUAAUUUCCUUAAGGUUUAUCAAGCUGGACAUAUGGUACCAAUGGACUAACCUUAAGUUGCUCUUCAUAUGAUCAACUCAUUUAUUUCUUAAAAUUGA
Molecule: messenger RNA, 1245 nt
Organism: Tetrahymena thermophila SB210
Lineage: Eukaryota; Ciliophora; Oligohymenophorea; Hymenostomatida; Tetrahymenidae
Product: serine carboxypeptidase family protein
Exons: 3
Biological process (GO): proteolysis
Molecular function (GO): serine-type carboxypeptidase activity
Source: RefSeq, a predicted model, not a curated record